CGUUAAACCGCGAGGCGCGGCAGAGGUCAGUUUGGAAGUCCCGGGUCGCAGCUCUCGACAUCCAACGGCAUUGACGACGAGGUCAUCACGGUCGCGCGAUGCCUUGGCCGGGAUGCAGCUGCCCCGGCACUAAACACCUACCGGUGGCACGCCGAACUGUAUCCAACUCGCAAGGCGCACGUCGCCUAAAGAUGGCGCGAGGCGGGGCCACAAGCUGGCCGAGCCCGGCUGAGACAUCCGCUUCCGGGGCCACGGCUAUUGCGCUGCCCGGCUCAGUAGGCUGGCCAGACGACACGCAGAUCCACACUGCGGCCCCGACUCUCUCUGAAACGCGACCGCCCUCGCCCUCCCGCCCGCCUCUUGCGCUCUGCGGCGCGUCUCGCCGGCCAGACAUGCUGGAGCAUCUGGGCUCUCUGCCCACGCAAAUGGAUUACAAGGGCCAGAAGCUAGCUGAACAGAUGUUUCAGGGAAUUAUUCUUUUUUCUGCAAUAGUUGGAUUUAUCUACGGGUACGUGGCUGAACAGUUCGGAUGGACUGUCUAUAUAGUAAUGGCCGGAUUUGCUUUUUCUUGUUUGCUGACACUUCCUCCAUGGCCCAUCUAUCGCCGACAUCCCCUCAAGUGGUUACCUGUUCAAGAUUCAGGAACAGAAGACAAGAAACCAGGAGAUAGAAAAAUUAAGAGGCAUUCUAAAAAUAAUUGAUUGGGGCUUUCAAUGGUUCAGCACCUGCUUUUGUUUCUUGUGAGAGGUGCUAAAUUCCUUUCAUACCCAAAACAUGAGCUAAAACCACCUAUGCUCUUACAGCAGCUGUGUGUAGACUUAAGUCUCUUAAUAUUUCAUUUCUAACCCAGUUGGGUUUUGAUUUACAACCGUGUUUGAUCCUCUCUUCAUAAUUUUGCUCAGAAUUGGAGAACAGAAAGUACAAGUAUGCAAAGUUUCUUUUCAACUCUACAUAAAUAUUAAGAAUAAAUGCCUCAUAAAUAGUACAAUUUAACUAUCAAAGUUUUAUAAUUCAUUAUGACUAAUAAAACUGUUUUAAAUUAAAACUCAGCACAAGA
Messenger RNA from Choloepus didactylus (southern two-toed sloth), 1057 nucleotides. RefSeq names its product signal peptidase complex subunit 1 (gene SPCS1). Gene Ontology annotation, cellular component: endoplasmic reticulum membrane; signal peptidase complex. Gene Ontology annotation, biological process: protein targeting to ER. Bases 99 to 701 code for a protein of 200 amino acids. The record is from RefSeq and is a predicted model, not a curated record. Lineage: Eukaryota; Metazoa; Chordata; Mammalia; Pilosa; Megalonychidae. The transcript is spliced from 4 exons.